AGGGAGAAACAAGAGAGACCCCAUCGCAAUUUGCCAAGUAAGAGAAAAAGGUUUUAUUAGUUUGUUCAGGCCAAAGCCGAAAUCUUUCACAUAAAUACACUCCCCUUUUUGAACAAGGAAAAGAAAAAAAAACCCCUCUUCCUUUUCAUCUUUUCUGUUAUGUUCUUAUCUUGUUCUUGUUCUUCAAUUAUAUCUCAUCACUCAAAAACCAAAACCAAAACCAAAACCAAAACCCAAACUUAAACUUUUUCUUUUGAUUUGGUUGAUCCAUAGAUCUGCUAAUUCCAAUUCCAUGCUCGCAUGAAGUUUUUUCCUUUUCUGUUUCCAGAUCCUCUUCUUCAAGUUUAAACCAAAGUGGUCAAACUACAAGUACUAUUUAAAUUAUCGUGUUGAGAAGCAAAGGAGGAUAUGGCUUCGCUGUUCAGGUUUCUAAGGUUUGGUUGUAUAUAGGGCACAUUUAGAUGUGGAGAACUUGGAGGGGUUUCUGGAUGAGAUGAGGGAUGUUAUCUGGGUUGAUGAACUUUUUGAGGGCCUGUUUUCGGCCAAGGUCAGAUCAAUACAGUCACACAAGUUUGGAUACCGGAGGUCGCCAAGAUGGACUUUUGUGGUACAAGGACACAGGGCAGCACGUCAAUGGUGAGUUCUCGAUGGCAGUGGUUCAGGCAAACAAUUUACUUGAGGAUCAGAGCCAACUUGAGUCUGGUUGUUUGAGUUUAAAUGAGUUGGGUCCCUAUGGUACUUUUGUUGGCGUAUAUGAUGGACAUGGGGGCCCAGAGACUUCACGUUUCAUAAAUGAACAUCUUUUUCAACAUCUCAAGCGGUUCAUUUCAGAGCAGCAGACAAUGUCAGUUGAUGUGAUACGAAAAGCGUAUCAAGCAACAGAAGAGGGUUUUUUGUCUCUUGUUACCAAACAGUGGCCUGUGAAGCCACAAAUUGCAGCUGUUGGAUCCUGCUGCCUGGUUGGUGUCAUAUGUGGUGGAACCCUCUAUGUUGCCAACCUUGGUGAUUCGCGUGCUGUUUUGGGGAGAGCUGUGAAGGCAACAGGAGAGGUUCUAGCCAUUCAGCUGUCGGCUGAGCAUAAUGUGUGCAUAGAAUCUGUAAGACAAGAGCUGCAGUCAUUGCACCCUGAUGACUCACAGAUUGUUGUUUUGAAGCACAAUGUAUGGCGUGUAAAAGGUCUCAUACAGGUUUCCAGAUCAAUUGGUGAUGUAUAUUUGAAAAAGGCCGAGUUCAACAGGGAGCCUUUAUAUUCAAAAUUCCGCCUUCGGGAACCUUUGAAAAGGCCAAUAUUAAGUGCAGACCCAUCAAUAUCAGUUCACCAACUGCAGCCACACGAUCAGUUUGUGAUACUUGCAUCAGAUGGGCUCUGGGAGCACUUAAGCAAUCAAGAAGCUGUUGAUAUAGUACAAAAUCAUCCACGAAGUGGAAGUGCAAGAAGGCUGGUAAAAACUGCUCUAAAAGAAGCAGCAAAUAAGAGGGAAAUGAGGUAUUCUGACUUGAAGAAGAUUGACCGCGGCGUGCGUCGGCAUUUCCACGAUGACAUCACAGUAAUCGUGGUGUUUCUUGACUCAAACCUUGUGAGCAGGGCUAGUUCGGUUAAGGGUCCGAAUCUAUCAGUUAAAGGAGGAGGAGUCAACUUGCGUCCUAAUAUACUGGCUCCUUGUGCCACACCAACAGAAGCUGGCAGUACCUAAUCGUGCUGCAUGCUUUUAUUUGUUGCAUCAUUGUCUAAUGUGAAUACACCUGGUAGAUUCCAAAGGCCAUAAGAGGAACAAGCCUUCAAUUCUUUAAUAUACCCUGUAAGUUUUAACUGGAAACCAAUACCUGCAUUUAACAUCGUGCCGAAAAUCUUAAAAUGAGCUUAGAGGAAAAGUGCAAGAUAAGGUGACAGAGAGAUUAUUAUAGUUAAUUAAGCUAGUUUCCGGUCUCAUUAUAUCAGUCUCCUUUUGUUCUUCAGUUACUGCAUUCGACUCUUAAUUCCACUGUUUCCACAGUAUAUGUUCUUUUAUUUAUUUAUUUAUUUUUGCUUUUCA
Gossypium raimondii (Peruvian cotton) is the source of this 2033-nucleotide messenger RNA. RefSeq names its product probable protein phosphatase 2C 60. The record is from RefSeq and is a predicted model, not a curated record. Lineage: Eukaryota; Viridiplantae; Streptophyta; Magnoliopsida; Malvales; Malvaceae. Bases 501 to 1694 code for a protein of 397 amino acids. Gene Ontology annotation, molecular function: cation binding; protein serine/threonine phosphatase activity. Gene Ontology annotation, biological process: protein dephosphorylation. The transcript is spliced from 5 exons.